AUGUCAGGGGGGCAGAGGAUCGGAAGUCAGGAGGGCAGAGGACAGGGGUCACUGCUGGCAGGGCAGAGGACAGGGGCCACUGCUGGCAGGGCAGAGGACAGGGGUCACUGCUGGCAGAGCAGAGGACAAGAGUCACUGCUGGCAGGGCAGAGGACAGGGGUCACUGCUGGCAGGGCAGAGGACAAGGGUUACUGCUGGCAGGGCAGAGGACAGGGGUCACUGCUGACAGGGCAGAGAACAGGGGUCACUGCUGGCAGGGCAGAGGACAGGGGUCACUGCAGGCAGGGCAGAGGACAGGGGUCACUGCUGGCAGGACAGAGGACAAGGGUCACUGCUGGCAGGGCAGAGGACAAGGGUCACUGCUGGCAAGGCAGAGGACAAGGGUCACUACUGGCAGGGCAGAGGACAGGG
Molecule: messenger RNA, 411 nt
Organism: Staurois parvus
Lineage: Eukaryota; Metazoa; Chordata; Amphibia; Anura; Ranidae
Source: the annotation of a GenBank genome assembly